Molecule: messenger RNA, 912 nt
Organism: Penicillium diatomitis
Lineage: Eukaryota; Fungi; Ascomycota; Eurotiomycetes; Eurotiales; Aspergillaceae
Exons: 2
Coding region: 1-912 (303 amino acids)
Source: RefSeq, a predicted model, not a curated record
AUGGUAUUGCAUUACCAUAACGAAUGCAUUGGGGACUUGAGGUACCUGGCCAGCGAACCAAACGCAAUUAUGGAUGAGGAGCUAUUGGCAGCGGUAGUGAUUCUCCGAUUCUAUGAAGAGCUUGACAGCCCAUUCAUCGAAUUCUCAACUGAAACAGCUGUGACGGGCCUACAGGUCUUUAUCGAGGCACAGGCAAACUUGGCACUUGCUUCCCUCGGAUUCCGUCAAGCUGUGUUCUGGGUUGGAUUCCGUCAAGAGUUCCAUAUCGCCUUUGCACAACAACGCCCGUUUUGCCUACCGUUGUCUGCCUGUGAAUCAUUUCUAACUUGGGACCCUGCACCGGAUCAUGUAUGGGUAAACCGUCUGCUCAUCAUAUGCGCCCACGCCGUUCAAUAUUGCCAUGAUGAUACACUUAACCAGAACGCCACUCGAUACCAGGGGCUAAUCGACCUCUACAAUCGUUGGCAACAAUGUCGACCUAUAUCAUUUUCACCAAUCUAUGCCGUGGACGCUGAUCAGACGCAGCGUGAGAUUUUCCCGCGUGUCCGUUAUCUCGACGACUGCCACAUUCUCGCCUUGCAGAGCAUAGGCUUGCUCAAAAUCCUUCUUACAGCCUACUCUCCCCACGUACCACGAGUCGGUCCGGCCCGACGAAAAUCUCUAGCUCAAGUUGAUGCCAAGCUCAGGGCAACAGUACUAGAGAUAUGCGGCGUCGCGUUAUCCAAUCGACAAUCUCCCCCUGCCCUGAUAACCGCAUGUGUCUCUAUCAAUACCUGCUGUGAGCAAUUUUCGGAUCUGACCGAGCAACAGGCUUUGAUGGAAAUCAACUCAAUUACAACUCAGGAGACAAAUUAUUGGCCGACAUCAGUUUCAAAGGCAAAGCUGGAGGAAGUGUGGGGUUGGGGAACGUGA